Molecule: messenger RNA, 1925 nt
Organism: Cucurbita maxima (winter squash)
Lineage: Eukaryota; Viridiplantae; Streptophyta; Magnoliopsida; Cucurbitales; Cucurbitaceae
Product: rust resistance kinase Lr10-like
Exons: 3
Coding region: 566-1903 (445 amino acids)
Biological process (GO): protein phosphorylation
Molecular function (GO): ATP binding; protein kinase activity
Source: RefSeq, a predicted model, not a curated record
UUUAUUGAGUUCAAUCGUGUAAACGAGUCUAGUUGCAAGUUCAGGCGGCAAAGGUCGGGCAAACGGCAGCCAUGGCGGGUCCUCCCAGUCUCAGUGGCCCCAUUAAGAUGAAAGUCGCCAUCGGAAGAAGCCCCGGAAGAGGUGCAGCAGGUCUACGCCACAAACUGAGUAGAUUGACUGAGUCAGUCAGCUUUGAAAUUGAAGUUUCAAUCGUCGGUAGAUAUAUUAGGUCUUCUUUUGUCCAUUUCAUUACAAGGAUUAUUCAUGUUGUCCGUCCCUGUCUUGGUUUGAAAUCAUUGGAUGAAAUGUGGAAAUAUUGGCGAGAAAUCCGAGCUUUAAAUUUCUGUUGGAUUUGUGACUGUGACGGGAUAAGCCAUGGCCUUGGGAAUGGAUCUUCUUCGAACUUUCGUUCCUCUUUUGUUACUUUAUCUAAGAAAAAUACUCUCGAAUUGUAGGAGAUGGUAAGGCGAAGAAGAAAAACAUAGGAAAGAAGCUGCUGUACAUGAACAAGAUUUAACAUUCAUCUGAUUUUACUACCAAGUAACGAUCAACUUGUCUCCUCAUAAUGUCGUCGGUCGAUUACUCACCAGAUACGAAUAGCAGCAGCAAUUCUAGCACAACUGCUACCUCUGUAGGAGUGACCUUGGUGAUUUUUAUUGUCAUUGGUGUAAUCUCUUGCUGCUUUGCUAGGAAAGUUAAGCAAUGUAUUGUCACAGAGUUGCGAAAUGCAGUUGCUUCAUCUGCAUCAAAUGUGGCACAUUCAUCUGCCCCAUAUGCAGUUCCGGUUUGGGAAAUCGAUCAACCGACAAUGGAAAAGUUCAUCAAAGAAAUGGCGGAACAGAGGGCUAUAAGGUUCACUGCUCACCAACUAUACUAUUUCACAGGCAAUUAUUCGACACCACUCGGUGCGGGAGGAUUCGGUACGGUCUAUAAAGGAGAGUUCCCAAAUGGAGUGAAGAUUGCGGUGAAGGUUUUGAAGAGGAACUCGGACAAGCAGGCGGAGGAGCAAUUUAUGAAUGAGGUAGGAACGAUCGGGAAAACUUACCAUAUAAACUUGGUUAGGCUUAAUGGGUUUUGUUAUGACCAAUAUAUGUGUGCACUGGUAUUUGAGUACAUGGAAAAUCGAUCUCUGGAUAAGUAUUUGUUUGGCAAAAGUGAAGAACUUGAUUGGAGGAAGUUACAAGAUGUAGCCAUUGGGACUGCUAAAGGUCUUGCUUACUUGCAUGAGGAAUGCCAACAGAAAGUCAUCCAUUACGACAUAAAGCCUGCAAACAUUCUGUUGGAUGAAAACUUCACUCCCAAAGUUGGUGAUUUUGGCCUUGCCAAGCUUUGCAACCGGGACAGCACACAUAUGUCGCUCACUGGUUAUCGUGGCACGCCUGGAUAUUCAGCACCGGAGUUCUUACUAAAGAACUAUCCAAUAACCCACAAGUGCGACGUGUAUAGCUUUGGAAUGGUGUUGUUUGAGAUUGUUGGAAGAAAAAGGAAUGGUGGUGUUACUGAUUCUGGGAACCCGGAUUGGUUUCCACAACAUGUGUGGGAGGCUCACGAAAAGGGUGAAUUAGUUGAAUUUGUUAGGAGAUGUGGGUAUGCUGAGGAUGAUAAAGAGGGAGUGAUUCGGAUGUGCGAGGUGGCUCUGUGGUGCAUUCAAGACUGCCCCGACAAACGACCACCGAUGAGUGCGGUGGUGAAGAUGCUUGAAGGAUUUGUAGAAAUAGUGCCACCAUCAAAGCCAUUUCUGUACUUGGAUCCAACUCCAAAAAGGAACAGUAGAGGAUCGAAUCUACAACAAACAAGCAGCAGUUCAGAUUAUUCAACCUCAAAUGAAGACAGUGCCUCAUAUUGGUACAAGAAGACUACUCCAAUAAUGAAGAAGUACGAAAUACAGAUAGAAAGUUCUUAGAAGAAGCUUAAACCCCAUCUCU